GGAGGAGGUGAAGAAGGCUGACGGCGGCGGCGGCGGAGCGGGGAAACCCGGGGCCGUCCGGGGAUGGCGGCGGGCAACGAGGAGGCGGCGGCGGCUGCUCGGGCAGACUUCGCCCGGCACUGGCAGGAGGAGUUCCCGGGGGAACCGGCGCCUCGCAUGGAGCUGGGCUCGGUGCGGGCGAUGGAGCGGGAGCUGGAGCGGUGCCGCCGGCACCUGCGCCGCCUGCAGCGGGCGCUGGCCGAGGAGCGCUUCAAGGUGCUGUACCUGGAGGCGGCGCUCGCCCGAGCCCCCCCCCCCGGCACCGCCGCCGCCGCCCCCGCCCCGCGCCGCCGCCCCCCGGCCGCCGCCCCCCGCGGCAGCUCCCCGGAGGGAGGCAGCGACGGCAGCUCCGGGGCGGAGGACGCGUCCUCGGCAGAUUUCAACUAUGGUGCAGACGACUACGACGCCGAGGGCAACGAGGAGCCCAAGGCGCUGCCGGAGGGCUCGGAAACCAUGCCCUACAUCGACGAGUCGCCCACCAUGUCCCCCCAGCUCAGCGCCCGGGGCCAGGACAGCGGCGACGGCGUCUCGCCCACGCCCACCGAUGGCCUCGGCACUGGGGGCGAGCGAGACGCUGGCAAAGGGCUGGAGAUGCGGAAGCUGGUGCUCUCCGGCUUCCUGGCCAGCGAGGAGAUCUACAUCAACCAGCUGGAGGCACUCCUCUUGCCCAUGAAGCCGCUGAAGGCCACGGCCACCACGUCGCAGCCCGUCCUCACCCUCCAGCAGAUUGAGACCAUUUUCUACAAGAUCCAGGAUAUCUACGAGAUCCACAAGGAGUUCUACGACAGCCUGUGCCCCAAGGUGCAGCAGUGGGACAGCAACAUCACCAUGGGCCACCUCUUCCAGAAGCUGGCCAGCCAGCUUGGGGUGUACAAGGCCUUUGUGGAUAACUACAAAAUCGCGCUGGAGACGGCCGAGAAGUGCAGCCAGAGCAAUUACCAGUUCCAGAAGAUCUCGGAGGAGCUGAAGGUGAAGGGCCCCAAGGACUCGAAGGAGAGCCACACGUCCGUCACCAUGGAGGCGCUGCUGUACAAACCCAUUGACCGUGUCACCCGGAGCACCCUCGUCCUGCACGACCUCCUCAAGCACACUCCAGCCGACCACCCCGACUACCCGCUGCUGCAGGACGCCCUCCGCAUCUCGCAGAACUUCCUCUCCAGCAUCAAUGAGGACAUCGACCCCCGGAGGACAGCGGUCACCACCCCCAAGGGGGAGACCCGGCAGCUCAUCAAGGACGGCUUCCUGGUGGAGCUGUCGGAGGGCUCGCGGAAGCUGCGGCACGUCUUCCUCUUCACCGACGUGCUGCUCUGCGCCAAGCUGAAGAAGACGGCGGUGGGGAAGCACCAGCAGUACGACUGCAAGUGGUACGUGCCCCUGGCCGACCUGGUGUUCCCCUCGCCGGAGGAGUCGGAGCACUGCCCGCAGGUGCACGUCAUCCCCGACCACGAGCUGGAGGACAUGAAGAUGAAGAUCUCGGCCAUCAAGAGCGAGGUGCAGAAGGAGAAAGCCAACAAGGGGCAGAGCCGUGCCAUCGAGCGUCUCAAGAAGAAGAUGUUUGAGAACGAGUUCUGGCUGCUCCUCAACUCGCCCGCCAUCCCCUUCCGCAUCCACAACCGCAACGGGAAGAGCUACCUGUUCCUGCUGUCCUCCGACUACGAGAGGUCCGAGUGGAGGGAGGCCAUUCAGAAACUGCAGAAAAAGGACCUCCAGGCCUUCGUGCUGAGCUCGGUGGAGCUGCAGGUGCUGACGGGAUCCUGCUUCAAGCUCCGCACCGUCCACAACAUCCCGGUCACCAGCAAUAAGGAUGACGACGAGUCCCCCGGGCUCUACGGGUUCCUGCAUGUCAUCGUCCACUCUGCCAAGGGCUUCAAGCAGUCGGCCAACCUCUACUGCACGCUGGAGGUGGACUCCUUUGGCUACUUCGUCAGCAAAGCCAAGACCAGAGUUUUCCGGGACACAACCGAGCCGCAGUGGAAUGAGGAGUUUGAGAUCGAGCUGGAAGGCUCCCAGUCCCUGCGCAUCCUCUGCUACGAGAAAUGCUACGACAAGACCAAGCUCAACAAGGACAACAACGAAAUCGUAGACAAGAUCAUGGGCAAGGGGCAGAUCCAGCUGGACCCUCAGGCCGUGCAGACCAAGAACUGGCACAUGGACGUGAUUGAGAUGAACGGGAUCAAGGUGGAGUUCUCCAUGAAGUUCACGAGCAGGGACAUGAGCCUGAAGAGGACGCCGUCCAAAAAGCAGACCGGCGUCUUCGGAGUCAAAAUCAGCGUCGUCACCAAGCGCGAGCGCUCCAAGGUGCCUUACAUCGUGCGCCAGUGCAUCGAGGAGGUGGAGAAGAGGGGCAUCGAGGAGGUCGGCAUCUACAGGAUCUCCGGCGUUGCCACGGACAUCCAGGCCUUGAAGGCUGUCUUCGAUGCGAAUAACAAGGACAUCCUGGUGAUGCUGAGCGACAUGGACAUCAACGCCAUCGCCGGCACGCUCAAGCUGUAUUUCCGGGAGCUGCCCGAGCCCCUCCUCACUGACAGACUGUACCCCGCCUUCAUGGAGGGCAUCGCCCUCUCGGAUCCUGCUGCCAAGGAGAACUGCAUGAUGCACCUUCUCCGCUCGCUGCCUGACCCCAACCUCAUCACUUUCCUCUUCCUGCUGGAGCACUUGAAAAGGGUAGCGGAAAAGGAGCCCAUCAACAAAAUGUCCCUCCACAACCUGGCCACAGUGUUCGGGCCGACACUGCUGAGACCCUCGGAGGGGGAGAGCAAAGGACACCUCACCCUGGCCUCCGACAUCUGGUCCCACGACGUGAUGGCCCAGGUCCAGGUCCUCCUCUACUACCUGCAGCAUCCUCCCAUCUCCUUCACUGAGCUGAAGCGCAACACACUUUACUUCUCCACGGACGUGUAGCCUGCAGGGAGGAGGCACCAGCUGCAAACACUCCCAGCUCCCCGCUGGGGGCCAUGGACCGGAUCAAGGCCCCCGGGGAGAUCGGCCUGGCCCCAGGACGGUGCCGCCUGCAGCUCCUGUACAAUCGCGUACCGAAGGCCUGGUCCCACCCCAGGCACCGUGCCGCUCUGUAAAGUAGUCGUGUCUUAUGUCCCUUCUCGUGUUCAAGAAUUGUUUUCUGUAUAUUUGUUCAACGGAAGAGGUAGUGACUGACAAGGGCUGUGGACACAGGCUUCCCCCUUGGCUCGUUUUCUCCUGGACUCCUUCCCACCCGGUGCCCAUCGCCUCGCCCCGCUCGGAGCCUGCAGCAUCCCACGGGUGCCCGGCUGCUGCCCCGUGCCUGCACGCUCGGCGCAGCCUCUCUGGGAGCUCGUGGGGCUCCCUCCCUGAUGGCCACGACCAGCCUCGCUUUGCCUCGCUGCCUGGAUCCUGCUCUGCCCCGUGAGAGCCUGGGAGCAGGGUGCCGCUGCCUCCUCGCCGCGUCGCUGCCGGGUGCUUUCAGGCCAGUCCCCUCCCUCGGCUGCUCUUACCCCGCGCUUUGCCUGUGUGGGUGCAGCAGGGUGGUCGCUUCCCUCGCUGCUUGGCAUUGCCACGUAGUGUUUUGGGGUAACCUGGUGGAGCAGGGCUGGGACGAGGCGCUACGGCGGGCUGACCGCGGAGCCGCGGGCUGGGGGUCAGCUCCCAUUUUCCCGACAAGGUCUCGGCCUUGUUCUUGCCAAGCAAGAGACUGGAGUUUUGCCCUGCCGUGUCUGUACAUCCGUGUCCCUGCCUUAGCUCCCUGCGUGCCCCUUCCAGCCAAACACUGCCAGCAGGUUGCUGACUCUUGAGCAUCCAACUCUGGCUGCACCCCGCGGCAGAGCUGCCCGGGGCAGUGGCACUCCUGCUGCAGCCACGAGAACGGGGAGGUUUGGUUUCCCUCCUUGGCUCAGGGAUGGGGGAGGAAAGUCCUGGUAGGCUGUUUGGCCUGGCCCUUGCUACUGGAGGCAGAAGUGCUCUCGCUAAGUGGUUUGAUGGCUCCAGCUCUUGACCCCAGGCUGACGGCCGGGGCGGCCGCGCUGUGUCCCGUGGCAGGGUGCCCGCACGUGCUCGAGGCUGUGCCCCGGCUGCCCUCCCAGCGCCUGGCUCCAUCCCCUGCCCUCCCACGCUGACAGGGAGCUGCUGGUACCUGCUGGGACACAAAACCUUUGGCUCUGUGAGCUGAGUCUGUGUUCUCGUGGGAAAAGCCCCCUCCUCGAUUGCGUUGGCCCUGUGCGCUCCUGUGCCAAAGGGAGAUGAUGAGAAGUGACCAAGCGUGUCCCUGCUGCCGGCGUCGUCGCCUUUACCCUGCCAACCAGCAGCCUGGUCCAGGUAAAGCCCAGCCGAUGCUCCAGGUAUGUCCUAAGCCCACCUCCCCGGGGAAGGCAGCACCUGCCAGCCCCCCACCAGCAAAGCAACUACCAGAGGGGAAGCCUUUCAGUCCCCCUCUAAAGGGCUCACACUCCAGACCCUGCUCCUCUCGACUACCAGCUAACCAGAAGGGAAACAGCAGCGCAGAAAAGAACCAGGCGUCUGUCUUGGCCCUGGACCCAGUAAGGAGGCCGAGCGUUAAGAUCUGACUGCACAACGGAUCCCUGUGUGUGUCUGAGUUGUUACAUGUGUCCAAGUCUCUGUCCACCGUAGUGUCAUUCCAGAUGGAGACUCUGUACAGCCAAAAUCCCCCCCGCGUGACGGUGGCUGGAGGCCCGCGCCGCGCAGCCCCGGCACAACAGGCUGCGGCCAAAAUCCCCGUGACGGGCUUUUGUUUGUUCCUGCAGGAAGGAAAGGCGGGGGGGUGGACUUCUGCAGCUACAGGUAGAAUAGAACUGUUAAUUAAUAUUUGACUUUCAAAAGUUGUUAAGGAUAUAUUUUUGUUUGUGUUCUGUUCCAAUUUCUGUAGAUUAUAAACUUUAAAUGGCUGUAAACCAUGUGAAGAAAAAAAAAUGUUAAUAAAAAUGCAAAGCCCCAACAUUUGCACAAAAGAA
Messenger RNA from Oxyura jamaicensis (ruddy duck), 4979 nucleotides. It is a transcript of the gene ABR, whose product is annotated as ABR activator of RhoGEF and GTPase. Gene Ontology annotation, cellular component: membrane. Gene Ontology annotation, biological process: positive regulation of GTPase activity; intracellular signal transduction; protein phosphorylation. NCBI's taxonomy places the organism in Eukaryota, Metazoa, Chordata, Aves, Anseriformes, Anatidae. Gene Ontology annotation, molecular function: guanyl-nucleotide exchange factor activity; protein serine/threonine kinase activity; GTPase activator activity. The record is from RefSeq and is a predicted model, not a curated record. The transcript is spliced from 24 exons. Bases 64 to 2940 code for a protein of 958 amino acids.